This is a messenger RNA of Alligator sinensis (Chinese alligator), 2443 nucleotides long. RefSeq names its product leucine zipper like transcription regulator 1 (gene LZTR1). The coding region runs from base 66 to 2084 and encodes 672 amino acids. The record is from RefSeq and is a predicted model, not a curated record. Gene Ontology annotation, cellular component: Golgi apparatus. The transcript has 19 exons. Lineage: Eukaryota; Metazoa; Chordata; Crocodylia; Alligatoridae. Gene Ontology annotation, molecular function: protein binding.
GCAAGCACACGGUGGUGGCCUACCGCGACGCCAUCUACGUCUUCGGCGGCGACAACGGAAAAACAAUGUUGAAUGACCUGUUAAGAUUUGAUGUGAAAGAUUGCUCUUGGUGCAGGGCUUUUACUACUGGGAGUCCUCCAGCACCUCGGUAUCACCAUUCAGCAGUAGUUUAUGGGAGCAGCAUGUUUGUGUUUGGUGGCUACACUGGAGACAUUUACUCCAACUCCAAUUUGAAGAAUAAAAAUGAUCUCUUUGAGUAUAAGUUUGCAACUGGCCAAUGGACAGAGUGGAAGACAGAAGGAAGAUUGCCAGUUGCAAGGUCAGCUCAUGGUGCAACAGUGUAUAGUGACAAACUGUGGAUCUUUGCAGGGUAUGAUGGAAAUGCUCGGUUAAAUGAUAUGUGGACGAUUGGCCUACAGGACAAAGAGCUGACAUGCUGGGAAGAGAUUGAACAAAGCGGUGAGAUCCCUCCUUCAUGCUGUAAUUUUCCUGUGGCUGUUUGCAAAGACAAGAUGUUUGUGUUUUCAGGCCAGAGUGGAGCAAAGAUCACCAACAAUCUCUUUCAAUUUGAAUUCAAGGAAAAAAUUUGGACACGAAUUCCUACCGAGCACUUACUUCGGGGUUCUCCUCCUCCUCCACAGCGAAGAUAUGGCCAUACCAUGGUUGCCUUUGAUCGCCAUCUCUACGUGUUUGGUGGUGCGGCAGAUAAUACAUUACCUAAUGAACUUCACUGCUAUGAUGUAGACUCUCAGACAUGGGAAGUUAUCCAGCCCAGUCCAGAUAGUGAGCUGCCUAGUGGGAGACUUUUCCAUGCUGCAGCCGUCAUCUCAGAUGCCAUGUAUAUCUUUGGAGGGACAGUGGACAAUAAUAUUAGAAGUGGAGAAAUGUACAGAUUCCAGUUUUCUUGUUACCCAAAAUGUACUUUACAUGAAGAUUAUGGAAGACUCUGGGAAAACAGACAGUUCAGUGACUUGGAGUUCGUUUUGGGAGAGAAAGAAGAACGAGUCCGUGGUCAUACAGCAAUUGUCACAGCUCGCUGCAAAUGGCUAAGGAAGAAAAUUAUACAGGCAAAGGAAAGAUUGAAACAGAAAUCUAAGCAAGAGAUUGAAGAAGAGGGACGAGAGAUGUCCCAGAAGGAAGGAGUAGGUGGUAAUGUUAAGCCAUGCCGCCAGCAGCCGCUGCUGGAGGUGACUAUCCGGGAAGCUGAAGCGCAGCCCUUUGAGGUGCUCAUGCAGUUCCUGUACACAGAUAAAAUUAAAUAUCCACGCAAAGGUCAUGUGCAGGAUGUUCUUCUUAUCAUGGAUGUGUAUAAACUAGCCCUGAACUUCAAGCUCUCUCGACUAGAACAGCUCUGCGUCCAGUAUAUUGAAGCAUCUGUAGAUCUCCAGAAUGUGCUCACUGUGUGUGAAAAUGCUAACAAGCUUCAGCUAGAUCAGUUAAAGGAACAUUGCCUAAACUUUGUGGUGAAAGAAUCGCAUUUUAAUCAAGUAAUAAUGAUGAAGGAAUUUGAACAUCUUUCCUCAUCCCUGAUAGUGGAGAUAGUACGGAGAAAACAACAGCCUCCUAUUCGAAUGCAUUCUGAUCAACCUAUUGAUAUAGGCACAUCUUUGAUUCAGGACAUGAAGGCUUAUCUAGAAGGAGCUGGGAUGGAGUUCUGUGAUAUCAUUCUACUGUUAGAUGGCCAUCCAAGACCAGCCCAUAAGGCUAUUCUUGCAGCCCGCUCCAGUUACUUUGAAGCUAUGUUCCGUUCUUUCAUGCCAGAAGAUGGACAACUUUACAGCUACCUCUUUGCGGCCCCUUAUUAUUAUGGCUUCUUCAACAACAGACUUCAAGCAUACUGUAAGCAGAAUUUGGAAAUGAAUGUUACAGCAGAAAAUGUGCUCCAGAUUUUAGAGGCAGCUGACAAGACCCAAGCUCUGGACAUGAAGAGACACUGCUUGCACAUCAUUGUUCAUCAGUUCACCAAGGUCUCCAAGUUGCCAAACCUCCGGUUCCUCAGUCAGCCGCUCCUUCUUGACAUCAUAGAAUCAUUAGCAAAUCACAUAUCAGACAAGCAGUGUGCCGAGCUGGGUUCAGACAUAUAAGAUACUUUCUGUAAAACAGAUAUUUUACUUGUUCACGAAACGGUAGCACUUUACAAGCUCAUCUCUCUGCCUUCAUAACCAUUGCAUUCUAAACUCUGAACAUCAACGUGAUACAGCAGAAAGCCUGAAAAGAACAUGGAAAUCUGCACUGUUACUCUCCUGUGGAUCUGUAAGGUUUACAUACUUGUGUUUGGGGUAGAGUCAGGUCUCAGGUACACCACUGUAAAAUUGAAAUUGUUUCAUAGUUUCAUAGCAGGUAGGGACCUGAGCAAAUCAUCAAGUCCGACCCCCUGCCAUAGCAGGAAAGAGUACUGGGGUCAAACGACCCCAGCAAGGUGUUCAUCCAGCCUCCUCUUAAA